AUGGCAGGCGCCUUUGGCUUCAAAGGCUGCCAGAAAAUCCGCGGUCCUCAGAUACGACAUCUGCUGGAGGCGAAGGACUUCUUUCUGUUUGACUGUGACGGGGUGAUCUGGCACGGGGAGAAGGCCAUCACGGGGGCGGCCCAGGUGGUCAACUCUCUCAUACGGAGCGGGAAACGUGUGGUCUUCGUCACUAACAACUGCACCAGGCCGCGGCAGAAUUACAUGCUCAAGUUCUCUCGCCUGGGCUUCCAUGAGGUGAUGCUGGAGCAGAUCUUCAGCUCGUCCUACUGCUCCGCGCUCUAUCUGCGGGACGUGGCGAAGGUCCCGGGGCAGGUGUUCGUGAUCGGCUGCGAGGGGCUGAGGAGGGAGCUGCAGGAGGCGGGGAUCCCCUGUGUGGAGGAGGCGGACGAGCCCGAGGCCACCAUCUACAACUGCACCCUGGUCCCGGACGUGAAGGCGGUGCUGGUGGGGCAUGAUGAUCAAAUGACUUUUCUCAAACUGGCCAAAGCCUCCUGCUACCUGAGGGACCCCGACUGCCUGUUCCUGGCCACUGACAACGACCCCUGGCAUCCCCUCAGUGGUGGAAGGAUACUGCCAGGCUCUGGGUCCCUCAUCGCAGCCAUUGAGGUGGCUUCAGGUCGUAAAGCCACAGUGAUCGGCAAACCCAGUCGUUUUAUGUUCGAGUGCAUCUCCAGCCAGUUCAGCGGCUUGGACCCGGCGCAGUGCCUGAUGGUGGGCGACCGCCUCGAAACGGACAUGCUGUUUGGGUCCAACUGCGGCCUGGACACCAUGCUCACGCUCACGGGGAUCUCGCAGAUGGAAGAGGCCCACGAGUACAGCAGAAGUGAGCUGUCCACAAACCACGGCCUGGUUCCCGACUACGUGGUGGACACUAUUGCCGAUUUCUUACCUGCAUUUGAAGAUGUGGAAGAGGAGGAGAGCAACUGA
Knipowitschia caucasica is the source of this 948-nucleotide messenger RNA. Lineage: Eukaryota; Metazoa; Chordata; Actinopteri; Gobiiformes; Gobiidae. The record is from the annotation of a GenBank genome assembly.